This is a messenger RNA of Cyphellophora europaea CBS 101466, 2430 nucleotides long. RefSeq lists its product as uncharacterized. The record is from RefSeq and is a predicted model, not a curated record. Gene Ontology annotation, cellular component: membrane. NCBI's taxonomy places the organism in Eukaryota, Fungi, Ascomycota, Eurotiomycetes, Chaetothyriales, Cyphellophoraceae. Gene Ontology annotation, molecular function: ATP hydrolysis activity; ABC-type oligopeptide transporter activity; ATP binding. The coding region runs from base 1 to 2430 and encodes 809 amino acids. The transcript is spliced from 2 exons. Gene Ontology annotation, biological process: transmembrane transport.
AUGCGGCCUGCGAGCUCCCUGCUGCUCGCCCUGCGACCAUGUCAGAACGGCUCGAAGAUCAGACAUCUUGACCAAGGUGUUGUCUUUUCAUUGUACAACUCUGCGCCGAGACACUCCAGGAUAGAUGCGCGCGCAGUACAUUUGUCAACUCUUGCUCAACCACCGCCAUCUCGUUCAGCAGUACCUUCUCUCCUCAGACGCAACCGCUACCCGGCGUUGCCUGGAUCCAAAUGUGAGCAUGGCAUCCUUCAGCAUGCCCGCCCUUUCACAGCUACGUCGUUCUUCUGCCGCGAAACCCCGACACCAGUAACAAAAGAAGAGAAGUCGCCGAAGAAGACAUCUGAAGAUGAACAAGACGACGAAGAGUUUGGUAGAUCUGAGAAAGCCAACGCGGCAUCUCAAGUCAAUUUAAGCGCAAAGCUGUCAAAAGACGGCGCCGGAUCUGGUGCUUCGGGUUUCGGUGAGGUAUGGCGACUGCUCAAAAUCGCACGACCUGAGGCCAGGGUCCUGCUCGCAGCGUUCGUUCUGCUUCUGAUAUCAUCCGGUAUCACCAUGUCAAUCCCGUUCUCGAUCGGUAAGAUCAUGGACAUUGCAACGAAAGGCAAGGCCAAUACAGAAGGUGACUCGAGCGAAGCGCCAAACGAAAUGCUGUUCGGAUUUAGUAUGACAACAUUCUAUACCGCGCUGGUGUGCAUAUUGGCAACGGGCGCAGCAGCCAAUUACGGUCGCAUCAUCAUUCUGCGGAUUGUUGGCGAAAGAAUCGUUGCGCGACUACGGUCAAGGCUAUUCCGACAAACCUAUAUUCAGAAUGCCGAGUUCUUCGAUGCCAACCGUGUAGGAGAUCUGAUAUCGAGAUUGAGUUCAGACACCAUCAUCGUUGGCAAGUCAAUCACGCAGAACCUAUCGGAUGGGCUGAGAGCCUUCGUCAGCGGUACCGCUGGGUUUGGCUUGAUGGCAUGGGUUUCACUAAAGCUCACCGGGGUCCUGGGUCUGCUAUUCCCGCCUAUCGCGAUUGGAGCCUUCUUCUAUGGUCGAGCUAUUCGAAAUCUGAGCAGAACGAUCCAGAAGAAUGUUGGUACACUGACAAAGAUCGCGGAGGAGCGACUGGGCAAUGUUCGGACUUCCCAAGCAUUUGCGGGUGAAAUCCUGGAAGUCCACCGUUACAACACGCAAGUUCGAAAGAUCUUUGAACUUGGCAAGCGGGAAUCUCUGAUCAGCGCAACAUUUUUCUCCUCUACCGGCUUCCUCGGUAACAUGACGAUUGUCUCCCUCCUCUACGUCGGAGGAGGUAUGGUCAGUGGCGGGGAGAUCACAAUCGGUGAACUCACAUCCUUCUUGAUGUACACCGCAUACGCCGGCUCUUCGCUAUUCGGCCUAUCAUCUUUCUACUCAGAGCUGAUGAAAGGUGUUGGUGCCGCAUCCCGAUUAUUCGAAUUGCAAGAUCGGGAACCGACGAUUUCGCCAACCGUAGGUACCCCUGUCAGCAGUGCGCGUGGCCCAAUUCAAUUCAAGCAAGUCACAUUCAGUUACCCAACCAGACCAGCAGUCAAGAUCUUCAAAGAACUGGACUUCACAAUUCCGCAAGGAUCCAAUGUUGCCGUUGUUGGACCCUCAGGUGGAGGCAAGUCGACAAUUGCCUCGCUCCUUUUGAGAUUCUACACACCUUCCGAAGGUCAGAUUCUGAUCAAUGGCAAAGACAUCUCGACCAUGAAUGUCAAGUCACUUCGUCGCCGAAUCGGUGUUGUUUCUCAAGAACCAGUUCUGUUCUCUGGCACGAUCGCUGAGAAUAUCGCCUAUGGUCGACCCAAUGCAACUCGGGCAGAAAUUAUGCGAGCUGCGAGACAAGCCAAUUGCCAGUUCAUCUCCGACUUUCCUGAUGGGCUCGAUACUCAUGCAGGAGCUCGGGGCACGCAGCUCUCAGGGGGUCAGAAGCAGCGUAUUGCGAUUGCGCGAGCACUGGUGAAGGAUCCAGAUAUUCUCAUCCUCGAUGAAGCGACUUCUGCACUCGAUGCAGAAUCAGAAACACUUGUCAAUGAAGCCCUCGCGGCCCUCCUCAGAGGUUCUAAUACCACGAUCUCGAUUGCUCACCGUCUAUCAACGAUCAAGCGAUCCGAUACUAUCAUCUGCUUAAGCAAUGAUGGUCGUGUUGCGGAGAUGGGUUCGUACGAGGACCUAAGCAGCAGGCCGGAUGGUGCAUUCACCAAGUUGAUGGAAUGGCAAAUGAGUGGUGGCGAGCCUACUCCAGGUAUCAACAAAGACAUACCGAUCAGCAGUGGUGGUCGAGGUCUCCCAACUGAGUCAGAAGAGAUCGAACUCUUGCUUCAGUCCGAUGAGACUGAGACCGAGGAUGGGGGUGAGACGGAUGAGAGCGUACGAAACUCCAAGGUCGCAGACCCAGUCACUGUGGCUGCAGAGGAAAAGAAGAAAUAA